AUGUGCAGCCCGGAGGCAGACAAGCACAAUCCCAAGGCUCACACUUUUUCAGGCGGCACUCGAAGUGUACAAAAGCGAGUGCAGUACACGUUGGAGAGGCAGGCCAAGAAGGAUAAAGUGCACAAAGUGGACAAAAAUCCGGAGGUGCCUCCGCCGUUUGUUGUCGUCGUGCAAGGGCCACCAGGUGUUGGAAAGACCACGCUUGUGCAUUCGCUGGUGAAACACUACGCGAAGCAGCGCCUCAUCCAAAUGCGCGGACCUGUCACACUGGUCAGCGGAAGACAUCGACGAUUAACGAUCAUCGAGUGUCCCCAGGAAAUGUCGGCAAUGUUGGAUUUGGCGAAGAUAGCCGAUCUGGUGCUCGCCUCGCGUCUGCCAGGUCCUAGAGCAGUGCAGCUUUCCUAA
Symbiodinium sp. CCMP2592 is the source of this 405-nucleotide messenger RNA. The record is from the annotation of a GenBank genome assembly. Lineage: Eukaryota; Dinophyceae; Suessiales; Symbiodiniaceae.